This is a messenger RNA of Filobasidium floriforme, 1169 nucleotides long. Its product is annotated as voltage-dependent ion-selective channel. The transcript is spliced from 9 exons. NCBI's taxonomy places the organism in Eukaryota, Fungi, Basidiomycota, Tremellomycetes, Filobasidiales, Filobasidiaceae. Gene Ontology annotation, molecular function: voltage-gated monoatomic anion channel activity. Gene Ontology annotation, cellular component: mitochondrial outer membrane. Bases 189 to 1061 code for a protein of 290 amino acids. Gene Ontology annotation, biological process: monoatomic anion transmembrane transport. The record is from RefSeq and is a predicted model, not a curated record.
GAGCGAAAACCCCACGACGGAUGCCCAGCUGCCAGCUGCCCAGGCCAGCGAAACAACAAAUCAAUCCCUGUCGACCUCACACAAGGACUUCGCAUUCCACACCUAAAGCGUUCCCUUGACUCCCUCCCUCCCUCCCUCCCUCUCUCACGUAUUCCACUCCAUCUCAGACUUGUUUCGUAUCACUCAAGAUGUCCGCACCCGUCCCCCCCAGCUACAAGGAUUUGGGCAAGAGCUCAUCUGAUCUGUUGAGCAAGGACUACCCUAUCCACGGCACGUCUCUCGAGGUCAAGACCACCUCGUUCCCCGCCAGCUUCAAGGUCGCUGGGCUUCGUGAUGCCAAGUCGGCCGCUAUCACCGGUGACAUCGAGGGAAAGUGGGUCGACCCCAAGAACGGUGUCGCCAUCACUCAGGCCUGGACCACCUCGAACAUCCUCCGAACUCAGGUCGAGCUCGAGAACCAGAUCGCCCGUGGUCUCAAGUUGGACCUCUUGACCGCCCUCAACCCGGCCAAGAACCAGAAGAGCGCCCUUGUGACUGCCAUCUACAAGCAGCCCAGCGUUCACACCAGGGCCACCGUUGACCUCUUCAAGGGACCCACCUUCACCGCCGAUGCCGUUUUGGGUCGUGCCGGCGCCCUCGUCGGUGCUGAAGCUACCUACGACGUUCUCGCUGGUGCCAUCACCAGGUACGCCGGUGCCGUCGGAUACUCUGCUGCCGACUACAGCGUCGCCGUCCACGCCUUGGGCAACCUGUCCGCGUACUCGGCCAGCUACUACCACCGCAUCAACAGCGACAUCGAGGCCGGUGCCAAGGCUGUCUACGACACCAAGAGCACUGCCGGAGGUGUCAACCUCGAAGUCGGUGCCAAGUCUUACUUGGACAACUCUGCCUUUGUCAAGGCCAAGGUUAACAACGCCGGUAUCGUCGGCCUCGCCUACACCCAGGCUCUCCGCCCCGGUGUCAAGGCCUCGUUUGGAAUUGCCAUUGACACCCAGCGAUUGAACGAUCAGUCUGGUUCCAGCAACCACCGAGCCGGUGCCUCGUUUGUCUUCACCAACUAAAUCUAGUAUCAAAACGCUCUGUGACCAGUAGUAGUAAUAGUCUUACCAGCGGGGUUGUGAGACUGGAUUGAUCAUGGGAAAUAUCACGUUUUCAUUUCGACCAAGGAC